GCAGGAUGUAGUUUACUUCGAUCUUUUGAUUUACUUUGUCAUCAAAGUGGGACAGAUACGUUUGCACGGGAUCUGUUUAAAAGCUUUUAGAUUCCUGUGGCAUUAAGGAGAUACAAAUGGGAACUCUGUGUUCAUCAUGCAUUCUACAAAUAAAGGUAAUAAAGAUGCACACAGUCGUAAAACUAACAAAGCUAAAAGCACCCGGGAAAGUGUGAAUGAGCGUCCCGUUGGAGGUGAUUGCUGCAGUCAGAGCAAGAAAUCCAAAAAGGCUCAAAGACCGACUCUGAAUAAUCGCUGCCAGAGUGUACAAGCUGCAGCCAGUAAGCAGAAAGCCUGUCAGCCUGAACAUGAAAAAUCCAGAGAGAUGACUUCCAGAAUGCAGUCGGUCCCUGAGGACAAGGCCAGGAGUUCGAAUCAGGACAGUCGUUUGCUUCCCCAGAUUCCAGCAGGGAUAUUUGCUGCUGAGGAUGAUAAUAGUGAGUUGGAUCUGUACAGAGCAGAAGAAGAAAUAGAACAGGAACAGCAGGAGAAGCACAGAUUAAAACCAGCUUCCUCAGAGGCUUGUGUGGAGGACAAGAACAGCGUGGCCGCUCCUGAGAAUCUGCUCUCCUACAGCGAGAGAGAGUGGAGAGGAAACACCAGCAAAAGCCGUCUAAUUAAAAAGGGUUAUGAAGCAAUAGCUCAGAAGUUCGAGGGGCUGCGCAGAGUGAGAGGCGAUAACUAUUGCGCUCUGAGGGCGACUCUCUUCCAGCUCCUCAGUCAGUCUAAUAAACUUCCUGCCUGGCUGCAAGACCCAGAGCUCAUUAAGGGGCCGAGCCGAGUGCCAUGUGUGCAGGAUCUAGUGGACCAGUGGAGGUUUCCAUUCGGGAGCUACAAUAAUAAAAGUGCAGUGGAGCAGUUGAAACACUGUCUGGAACUUCUGAGAAACAGGUGGCAGGAGGCGGCGGAGUGUAAAACCUCAGCGGAGCAGGAGCGUUUAUGCCAGCGCGUGUUCGUGGGCGACAGUGAGGAAUACGACAUGCUGGAGGCCCUGAAGUUCCUGAUGUUGACCACAGCCGUUCAGCUGCACUCUGACAUGCAGAACGACUCCAGCGUUCCCGAGUUCUGCUGGCUCCUGUUCGCUCGUGACACCUCCAAAUGCCCCAGGAGCUUCCUAACCAAUCAUCUCAGACAUGUGGGAUUUACCGGUGGUCUGGAACAGGUAGAAAUGUUUCUGCUGGGCUACACACUACAGCAGACGCUCCAGGUCUAUCGUCUGUACAAGACAGACACUGAGGAGUUCAUCACCUACUAUCCGGAUGACCACAGAUCGGACUGGCCUCAGCUUUGCCUCGUCACAGAGGAUGACAGACACUACAACGUACCGGUGCCGAAGCCUCAGUCCCUCACCUCUGACAAGUCAGGAGGGCCCAGAUGGAACAAACCUACGUGUGGCUCAAAACCUGCAGACUCCACAUACGUUUAGAGACGAUCACAUGCGUUUUUAAGGGCUCAGGAGUUUUUGGUCUUGUAUCUUUGUUUCUGUUUCACACUGAUAGUGUGAAAUUAUCUGUCUGUUAUUUUAUCUAUUCUAGUUUAUCAGUGUCAUCUACUGUUUUUUUUAUUUAUUAGCAAUUAUUGUACAAGGUAGUUUGUUAACCAAAACAUUUCGCAAGCUUAGCACUGCUACAAUAAAUCACUGCUACUCAAUAUGCAAACUGUCCGAUAUACAAAGUCCUUUUUAUAUACAUACAAAUACACUAUAUGGACAAAAGUAUCAGGACACUAAAAUACUGAGUUUCAGCCACAUCAAUUGCUUACAGAUGUAAUAAAUCAGUUAUAUAAAGGAAAUUAUAUGCUUCCAGCUUUGUAGCAACAGUUUAGGGAAGGCCCUUUGCUGUUGCAGCAUGACUGUGCCCCUCUGCACAAAACCAACUCCAGUGACCUGCACAGAUCACUGACCUCAGCCCCACUGACCAGCUUUGGAAAGAACCGGAACAUCAGCUGAGACUUUUUUGACCGACAUCAGUGGGCACAAAUGGACACAAAUUCCCACAGACAUACUUUAAAGUCUUGUAAAAAGCCUUCUCAGAUGGGUGGCUGUUAUAUUAGCUAAAAGGAUCACAUAUCAUUAUAUCAUUUGUUUUUAAAAUAGGAUGUCCAACAAGCUCAUGGUCAAGUGUUUAAAUACUUUUGGCCACAUGAGUAUUCUAUUUAAAAUAAUUUGCAUGACAUUAUAAGAAACAAUAAUAUUAAUAAACAUGUAACUUAUACAAUUUUAAAUAGUAGCGUACACACCAAUCCUGCUAUACAUUUUAUAAUAUGUACACUGUAUGGCCAAAAGUGUGAAGACACCUAAACAUGAGCUUGCUGGACUUCCUAUCUAUAUGUAGUAAAGUAAUACAUAGUAAACACAUUAUAUGAAUAAUAAUAAUAAUAAUGAUUUACAGUCUUUUUCUUCCCUUAGUGUAUCAUGGGACAGUGUAGGAUCCUUUAAGCUUCAUAUAAUGAUUGCAAUGUCGAAAUCCAUCUGUUACAAAGGGGAUGGAAUUGAAACAGUCUUGAGUAUAGGGGUCUGGGUUUAUUUAAUAUUCAGUUUUAAUACUAAUUAUUUUGUUUUUGUUUUACAGUGGGUCUUUUUUAAGGAAUCUAAAUGUACAUGGUGGUUUGUACCCUGUAUGGCUUUUAUUUGUGUCAAUGUAUUGGUCCAAACAUGAUAUGCUGCACAAAGGAGAAAGAAUUUCUAAUAAAAGUGGCAACUGGUUUAAAGCUGUA
Molecule: messenger RNA, 2754 nt
Organism: Trichomycterus rosablanca
Lineage: Eukaryota; Metazoa; Chordata; Actinopteri; Siluriformes; Trichomycteridae
Gene: otulinb
Product: OTU deubiquitinase with linear linkage specificity b
Exons: 9
Coding region: 137-1465 (442 amino acids)
Biological process (GO): protein linear deubiquitination
Cellular component (GO): cytoplasm
Molecular function (GO): cysteine-type deubiquitinase activity
Source: RefSeq, a predicted model, not a curated record